AGCGCUCGCCAAUUCUUCCACCUUCAUGUCGACAAACAAUAUUCCUUCUUCUAGCUCCUCCAAGCGAGAAAUCGAAAUUCUCUCACGGGAAAAAGAAUUUGUGGAACUACAUGAACAGGUUCAGACCAGCGUACACCUGUUGGACUCUCUUGAAUCGUUCCUAUCUACAUUUCAGAAGGACCUGACUGCAGUCUCAGGUCAAAUAUCAGAACUGCAGGACAGGAGCAAAGAUAUUGACAACAGGCUCAAGAAUCGGCGGAAAAUUGAGAAGCCGUUGGCAAGCCUCAUUACCGACAUCAUUAUACCACCUUCACUCGCAAUGCUUAUCUUGGACUCACAAGUUGGCGAACCAUGGAUUGUAGCCAUAGACGAAUUUGAGCGACAUUUACAAGUGAUCAAGGCCCGUUUGCGAGUCAAAGCUGCGAGGGAUCUAGGGGACGUCGCGGAAGGUCUACGAAUAGUAGCGGCAACGAAACUCCGGGUAUUUUUCAUGGCUUUAUUUCAACCUAUCCGCAAUUCUGUGACAACCAAUAUGCAAGUGAUGCAAACCUCAGUCCUGAUCAAGUAUCGGCCACUAUUUGCAUUUCUAAAACGACAGGCAGCUCCUGUAGCUCAUGAACUACAGAGAUCAUACGUAGGAGCCGCACGCGUAUACUAUGAGACCGGGUUCAGACGAUAUGCUCGGAGUUUGGGCGUCAUCAAGGCACGUACAACGGAACGAUUCGAUUUAAUAGUUCAGGAGUUAGAAAAGUCGGACGAUAUCCCACUCGAUAUUGAACGGCUCUCAAAUGCUCAGUUUGACGGACCCAGUGUUACAUUAUCGUACAUGGCUGACGAUAAGACCUAUAAAGAAUACCCUGAAGCCCUUUUCCGAUCACUAUUACUCGUCUUCAUGGAUAAUGCCACCGCUGAAUACACGUUUGUAAAGACGUUUUUCACCGUAGAGUCUACACUGCCUACCCUCGAUUCCCAAAAGUCCCUUCUAUCCCCUUCCACUCUUCUGAGUCCUAUGGAGCGUCAAUCUAACUCCGGUUCUGACUAUGACGGGCGGAACAAGGUCGAGAGCAUAUCAAUUACAGGUGCACCGAAUUCCGCGACGCACGCUGCACGCGAAGAACAGUCCAACAUCGAUACUAUAUGGAAACAAGUUUUCAAUCCUGUAUUAGAAUAUGUUCAGACAUUCGUCAAAACUGUCUUCGAGCCGCCUCCCCCCAUCCUUCCCCUCCUCACCAUGAUUCGUCUCACAGAACAUGUUGUGACAGAAAUUGAGAAUCGUGCUUGUCCUCCAGGUGUAACAUUCAUGUUUAGUCUCCGGCUACAAAUGUGGCCAGUAUUCCAAAAGCUCAUGAAUGACAAUAUCGAAGCGCUCAAGAAGCUAGCUGAGGGCUCAAGCGGUGGGUAUUUCAGUCGCACAACAAUUAUCACGGAAUCAACUGUCAAGAGUAUAUGUACUCGUUAUAUCAAGAUUUUCAUCGCCUUCGUGAUUCUCACAGAAAAAGAGGAUGAGACGAUGAUAUUCUCCAACUUGCUACGGAUGAGACAAGAAGUAGAAAAACUGAUACAACGGUACACGAGUCAGACUAGUGAUGCUGUUGCAAAAGCUACUACCCAAUCCGCAUUCUAUGAAGUGCUUUUGCGAGGUUUAAAUAGAGAGGUUCAGUCGGUAGCCCAUCCUAAGUCUCAAAAUGAACUCGCGUAUUGGGCGAAGUUGGAGGAAGAAGCGAGGAGGAAGAUUGUUUCUGUACAGCAAACGAGAGCAAGACGUUAACCAUAAUGAUAAUCUUAUAUCUUCUAAUAACUCUUGAUUGUUGGAAAAAAUAUAUAUCCAAUUGGGGAAAGACUACAU
Molecule: messenger RNA, 1846 nt
Organism: Lentinula edodes (shiitake mushroom)
Lineage: Eukaryota; Fungi; Basidiomycota; Agaricomycetes; Agaricales; Omphalotaceae
Product: vacuolar sorting protein
Exons: 12
Coding region: 26-1768 (580 amino acids)
Biological process (GO): endocytic recycling; retrograde transport, endosome to Golgi; Golgi to vacuole transport
Cellular component (GO): GARP complex
Molecular function (GO): syntaxin binding
Source: RefSeq, a predicted model, not a curated record